AUGGCAACAACAGAGGGAGAACGAGAAGGAGAAAAAGGAGAAUCUCUGCGCCUCGAGGGUUUGGCAGAGGCGAAGUUCCAAAGCUCCAAGAAUGAGAAACCAGUUCUGAAAUACGCGAAGCGAGCAAAGCGCAUUGAACGUGACCUCGACGGCGUCUCGGAGGAGAGGAACACUUUCUGGACGGCGUGCUCAACUUGCAGGCUCUUGCACCAGUUCGAGAGGAAGUACCUGGGUCAUAAACUGGUUUGUCCUAGUUGCAAUAAGAGUUUUAAGGCUGUAGAAGCGGUUCAGAAUGAUGGGUCGCAGAAAGAGGAAAAGAGGGUUAGGGGAAGGAGUGAGAGGUUGGAAUUGAAAGAGAAGGUGUGUGUGGGUGUGGAAGGGAAUGGGAGUGAGACGUUGGGGAGCUUUGUGUUGAGGAAGAAAAUGGGUGGGGUUGAGAAAUCGAGUGGCGUGAAAGGGAAAGUGGGUGGUGAAAAAGGUGGGAACUUUACAAGGAGGAGCAAUGAAGUGGGAAAAGGGGGUUUGGAGAAGGAAGGAGAUGGUGGAAGAUUGAGGAAGAGAAUGCGUACGGUUGGUGAAGUGUUGGAGAGGUCAAAACCCAAGGGGAUUAAAACCGGGGAGGAAAUGAUGACAUUAGCUGAAUUUCAAUCUGAAGUGAAGAGAAAGGCUCAGCAAAAGAAUGUUAAGAUGAAGGAAAAGGAAGAGGACAGAACAGAGAAGAGGAGCAGGCAAGGAGAGAGACUCCGGGGAUUGAAAAAUAAUAAGGGUUUAGAGGUUGGGAAAGUGAGGAUCUUGAAGAAGAGUGUGAAGCUAGCAAUCAAGGAAAAGCAUGAGGCUUCUGUGAAAAGAAAGGGAUUGAGUCUUGAGAAGCAUAGGGAUUCUAGUGGAGGGGAAUUGGAUAUUAUGGCAGUUGUGGAUUCGGAUUUUUAUGAUUUUGACAAAGAUAGAACUGAGAGAAGCUUUAAGAAAGGCCAAGUGUGGGCUGUGUAUGAUGAUGAUGAUGGAAUGCCUAGGCACUAUGCCUUGAUUGAUGAAGCCAUUUCAGCAAAUCCUUUUGAAGUGAGAAUAAGUUGGUUAGAUCUACAGAACAAUGGGGAUGAAAAGAUAAUUAGUAGGGAGCAAAUGGGGUUUCACAUACCUUGUGGGAGAUUUAAAGUUGCCAGGAAGGCUUCCAUAAAUUCAGUAAAUAUCUUUUCUCAUGUUGUAGAUUGUGACCGGGCAGCAAGUGAAGUUUACAAAAUUUAUCCCAAGAAAGGCUCAGUAUGGGCACUUUAUGGUGAGGCAACUCUUGAUGCAGAUGGAAGAAAAGUUGCAGUUGAGGGCAAGAGAUAUUAUGACAUUGUUGUAUUUUUGACAAGUUACAGUGAGAUGAAUGGUCUGAGCAUGGCAUAUCUUGAGAAGGUUGAUGGUUACAAGACAGUAUUUAAGAGACAAGAGAUGGGAAGUCAUGCUAUUAGAUUUCUUGGAAAGGACGACAUCUGGUUAGUUUCUCAUCAGAUUCCUGCACGGAAGUUUUCUUGUAAUGAGACUCCUGAACCGUUAAAAGACUGUUGGGAACUUGAUCCUGCUUCACUUCCUUCAGAUUUACUCACAAUUGGUGGCAUAGAUAACUGAGGUUAGGAAACCUUUUUGAUGAUGAGACUCUGAAUUUUUAAAGACUAUUUGGAACUUGAUUUUUGAUCAUACUUCAGUUCCUUCAUAUAUACUUACUUUUGGAUGGGUUAAAUUAAUGAUCAUAGGAAACUUUUGUCCAACAGAAAAAAUGAUCUUAGAAAUCAAACUGAUUUGUAUAGCUUGACUUUGUUAAAUAUGGAGA
Gastrolobium bilobum is the source of this 1816-nucleotide messenger RNA. RefSeq lists its product as uncharacterized. Bases 1 to 1614 code for a protein of 537 amino acids. NCBI's taxonomy places the organism in Eukaryota, Viridiplantae, Streptophyta, Magnoliopsida, Fabales, Fabaceae. The record is from RefSeq and is a predicted model, not a curated record. The transcript has a single exon.